GUGGCAAUGUCCAUGUACUAUAACUUUUAUUAUAACGAAAAAAAUCUGCCAAAAGAUGAAGUGGUUUCGGAUACUUGUAGACGAUUAGAAGGCUAGGCUAUGAAGCCAUAACUUUCGUAUUCGUCCACUAAACUUAGUAAAACCACAAAGUAAAUACAGGCACUUCGGACUCAUUAAUGGUAGUUCCGAAUGUGACUUGAAUAAGCACGAAUUUUUGACAGCUCCGUUACGUAUCGUCAUCGUCAAUUUUUGUAUGGAAAAAGCUAGUUUGUUAUUUUGGCGCUGCUUAGUUUCUAUAGAAACGUUGAAGUGGGCCAUACGAAUAAAGAUCUGUCAAAGUUUGUAUUUGGUGUAUAGUAAACGUUCACUAAUAAAUAUAAGAUAAUGCUUUAAUUUACUUGACCGCAUAAUUUCUCUGCUUAACCCGAUGGUUGACUGGUAGAGAAUGCGAUGUGGCAUUAAGUCCGCCAUUUGUUACAAAACAAUAAAGAGUAAAUAAAAUAAAUAAAUACGAACAACUUUUUUUUUAAUUUCAUUUUUUUUAAAUACCUAAUCAAAAAUCAUAUGACCAGGAUUUUUAGGCAACCCAUUUUUAAUAUAUUUGUUAAUAUUCUAAAUUCAUGAUAAAAUAUGUUUCGUUCCAUUAUCAGCUCGGUGAAGGUCGAUUUAGGUUCGGAUCUCCUACCAUACUAGAUUUUGUCAGUGUAUUCGUGUGUGUGGUCUUUACAAUAUAAAAUCCUAUCAAUGGCUCAAUAACAAUUGAAAAUUGAAAUUAGUAAUCAUCAUCAGCCGAUGGACGUCCACUGCAAGACAUAGGCCUCCUCAAGGGAUCCAUAUGCAAUGAUCCUGCGCUCUCCUAAAAUAAAAAAAUAAACUAAUAUAAUAAUACUCUUCAAAAUUAGUAAUACAUAUAAAUAAAUAACCAAACAUGUGGUGAUUUCAUAAUCCUUCAUGGUGAUUUGCUGGCCAUACGAAGUUCUCGUAAUUGUAUUACCGUUUUCGUUAUCAGUUUCUAACUAUUGUUAAAUAGGUACAAUACAAUAGACAUUGGACCUUCUGCGGGUCAUUAAGUACCUAGUAGAUAAUAGACAAAAUACUCUUAUAUUAUUUCUAUAGCCGUUCCAAGAAAGCAAUUACGAUUGUCUAAGAAUUUUGGAAAAUUAUCAAUUAGUCAAAAAAGAGAACAAUGGCCAAAUGGCUGACGCUUGAACGCCGUCAACCACCAUUCAGCAGUAAGCACCUAGCAGUCAGUUCGCGACCGUCAUACCAGACGGACGUUCGCGACCGUCUUACCAAACUCUCAGAGUCGUUCAAUAGUGCCUAAAUUCGGUAUAGUGAAAUAAUUAAUAGUGUGUGGAAAAAUAAUAUGAGUUAAAAAUUGUGUGCUUAUUAUAAUAAAAAUGGAAAUCGCUGUUAAUACGAUAGACGAAGCCCGGCACUUAGUUGCUUCGGGCAAGUAUCUCCAGGCCUUUUACACUUAUGUGCUCGCUUUAGACAAGUGUCCAUGGGAGAAGAAGUAUAUUGAAUUCGAGUUUCGCGUGUUGCUAAUCAAGCUGAUGCAUUUGUUAUUCACGUCGCCAAGAAACAUUUUCCACAUGAUGUAUUGCCUGAGAUUAGCCGUACGCAUUUAUCCCGGCAACGUCCGCAUGCUCACCAAUAUCGGCGAUGUCUUUUUCAAGAACAAGCGUUACUUUGAAGCUCUUUGCCACUACGAAAAGGCGAAAUAUAUUGAUUCGAGCCUCAUCAGCCUCGAGAUAAGAAUCAACGGAGCUAAGAAACAUAUUUUCGAUAGACGUCUUUUCAGGCUAUACAACGAUGUAAUACGGAACGUAGCGUACACCAUCGCCAUAUAUUCGGAAAUCAAGCCACACGUUGACCAUGUCUUAGAUCUGGAUGGAGGUAUAGGCCUGUCGGCACUGGCUGCACAUGCAUGCCUGGCUCCAUCCACACUGGGCUUUAACUCGUCGCCUGCCCUCACACGACUCAUUCAGAACAUUGUACUGGAACGAAGGGAUUGGACCAUUUUGCAAACGCACCAACCCAUCAAAGGUUUUGUUUCCUCUACUAUCCAGGGUGAGCGCAAUUUCGUAAUCAUCAACAAUUUCGACGAGGCCCUUUUUACUGAUGGAAUGCUGGGGAACCUUAAAUAUGCCUGGAAAAACCUUUUAUGUCGUCACCCGCGUGUCCUGCCAUAUCGUGCAGAAUACUUUGUUGCAGGAGCAAAUUGUAAUCGAAUAAGUAACAAAUAUGAGCUGUCUAAAACAAUGAGGAAUCUUUUGAACAUUCCACAUUCUAUGGUGUUUUGCAAGUUGCCUCGCAAUAAAACUUUCUACAGUGAAGAUGUGGAGAAAUACGAGGACUUCAAAAUUCUUACUGAUGAAUUAUUCUUGUUUUCAAUAAAUUUUGAUAGAUACGACGAGGUGGUAGCUAUGAAUGAAAGAUCGUAUCACGAUGCUAACUUCGUCAUAAUGGAGGACGGUGAAAUUAACGUGAUAGUUGGCUGGUUUAUUCUUUAUUUGUCAAGAAAUACAGUCAUAACGAAUGAUCCCACAGUCCAUGACAUUAGUAGAACUUUUGAAAAACGAGUACGGGGGUGGCCGCAAGCAGUGUUUCCCAACUUCGUAUCAAGAGAAGUAAAGAUGUACCGCAGAACUCAAGCUAAAUUUAUGCUUAAUGAAGGUAAGCUAAGCCUCGUCCCACCAUUUAGUGAAGAUGCAUUGACAAUCUCGUUGUCUGUCAUUAGAUUUCUGAACGACACGGAUUUUGUAGAAGCAAUCAUCAGUUGCAUUCCGGCCGCAUGUCUAUAUCUACAGCAAACAGUAGAUAUAUCCGAAACAGAUGUAAUCGACUACAGUCCUUUUCCAAUAUUUGGACUGCAAAUGAUGCUUCGAGGUGCUAGAUCCCUAGUUUGCUACGCUACAAACGAGGAAGACAAAACCUUUAUAGAGACAGUCUUCAAUGCUAAUAACAUACCACUAGAAAAAAUUACCGUUCUACUCGGUCAAUACUGGAACCGUGAAUUCUAUAAACAUAAAGUGUACCACGCCAUAUUUUGUAUAGAAUUACACCUGCGCGGAGACAUCGAUUCUCAUAAGUGGCAGGCUGUUGAGCUCUUGCGAUCCUGUCACCUGGCUGCAGGCGGUCUCUUAUUACCUACAACUAUCAAUGUGAUUAUUCAGCUUGCUUCCAGCGACUGGUUGGACAGGAACAACAAAUUGUCCGAUAAAAACCUCAACGGUUUCAAUGUGGCGUCGCACGUCAAUAAGUAUCGAGCGACUCAGGUACAUAACUUGGAUUUGACUAUGUUGGAAUAUGAACCAUUGUCGGAGCCAGUGUUAAUAACUAACUGCUACAACUUAACGCGGUCUAGUAUUGUGUCAGUGAUGCCACUGAAGGACGGAGAGUGCAGCGCAAUACUGUGCUGGUACCAACUACGAAUGUUCGAACAAGAUGAAGACAUCACUACAAACAGAACAGGAAGCUUCAUGGAUAGCUUUGCCUACUUACCGAAUCCACCUGUACAGAUUUGUAAAGGCGAUAACGUUAAUCUGCUAAGAGUUGUUGACUCAACUGGACUAAGCAAGGUAAUUAUAGACACAGAGUACUGAGUUGAAUAUUAAUUAUUACAGAUGUUCGAAAUAAUCAAAAUAAUAAAAAAUGUGAUCAUAAUAUAUCAUGUAAGUAAAAAAAUACUACUGUAAUUAUAAUUUAAUUUAUUUGAUACAGCUGAGAUUUUUUUUCGUGUUAUCUAUUUAAUAUAAAUACACAAUGAAAAGAAAAAGGCUCUUCGGUGUAUUGCAGUCAUUUUAUUUAUAUUGUUAAGAGAAUUAUGUGCUGCUGUUUAUUGUAAAAAAAAUAACGGGCGAGACACC
Molecule: messenger RNA, 3872 nt
Organism: Chilo suppressalis (striped riceborer)
Lineage: Eukaryota; Metazoa; Arthropoda; Insecta; Lepidoptera; Crambidae
Source: the annotation of a GenBank genome assembly